AUGUCCGAUUUGAUUCAAGGUGCUCCUGCAAUCAAGGCUUAUAUCCGAGUGACCGAUCUGGUUCCCAACAUUGACUUCACGAACUCCGUCAGCGAAGAUGACUUAGCCGCUGCUCUUCCUGCUCGAGAUGCCGCGACUCUCUUCUCCUCGCCGAUUUGUUCUAGGGCCGUUUUCAACAGGCUGAGUAUGAAUCGAGGAAUCUCCAAUUACAAGAUCGAUCCAGCUUUCUUCGGCAGCUACCCAGAGCUGUAUGAUCAUAGUGUCGACGUUGCGGCUAAAGGCAUUCCUUUGCGACCGGAUGUACAGCUUCGGUUGACGUACCCCAAGCCUCUUGAUUCUCCAACGUACCAUACUUAUCGCAACUUCAUUGACUUCUCUUAUGAUGCACCUAUGUGUGCCGACUUGCUUGCUUGUUGA
Penicillium maclennaniae is the source of this 417-nucleotide messenger RNA. RefSeq lists its product as uncharacterized. The transcript has a single exon. The coding region runs from base 1 to 417 and encodes 138 amino acids. The record is from RefSeq and is a predicted model, not a curated record. NCBI's taxonomy places the organism in Eukaryota, Fungi, Ascomycota, Eurotiomycetes, Eurotiales, Aspergillaceae.